AUGACUUGCAAUCAAUCGCGCCGAAUCACGAAGAACGUGUAUAUUUUCCACGAUGUUGCGUACUGCAAUAAACCGAAGUGCCCGAAAUUUUGGUACUAAUGCAACUUCCUCGGUAAAAUGCAAUCGAUUGGAGGGAAAAGUCGCGAUCGUGACAGCAUCUACAGAGGGAAUAGGAUUUUCCAUAGCGAAACGUUUAGCACAAGAAGGUGCUAAAGUAAUGAUCAGCAGUCGUAAAGAAUCGAAUGUGAAAAAAGCUGUAGAAGAACUUCAAUCCGAGGGAUUACAAGUUGCAGGUACUGUCUGUCAUGUGGGAAAAACAGAAGAUAGAAAAAACUUGUUUGAGAAAACCAAAACAGAUUUCGGAGGUUUAGAUAUUCUGAUAUCUAAUGCAGCUGUUAACCCAGCAGUUGGCCCUGUAUUAGAUAGCCCUGAGGAAAUAUGGGAUAAAAUUUUUGAUGUCAAUGUUAAGUCUACAUUUCUGCUUAUGAAAGAAUCUUUGCCAUUUCUUAAAUGCAGUAAAUCACCUUCUAUUAUUAUCAUAUCUUCAAUUGCUGGAUAUGUCCCUUUUAAUUUACUAGGUAUAUAUUCAAUUAGCAAGACUGCUUUACUGGGUCUAACUAAAGCUACUGCAGAAGACCUUGCAUUUGUUGGGAUUCGUGUAAAUUGUAUUGCACCAGGAAUAAUAAAAACUAAGUUUUCAAAAUCGUUGUACGAAUCGAAGGAAAACUACGAUGCUACUACAUCACGUAUUAGUAUGAAAAGACUGGGAUUGCCAGAUGAGGUUGGCAGUGUAGCUGCUUUUUUAGUAAGUAGCGAUGCUUCUUAUAUUACUGGUGAAACCAUAGUGGUAUCUGGUGGUAUGCAAUCAAGACUCUAAGUUUACUUUAUAACUAUUUUAUAUAUACUUUAUAUAUAUAUUUUUUAGCUUUAUACAAUAAUGUUAAGAACAAAUUUUUAUUCUUAAAUAUUUUUUAUGUUUAUACAUAUAAGAUGUGGUGCUUGAGUUUUAUUUUAUA
Cataglyphis hispanica is the source of this 1016-nucleotide messenger RNA. Its product is annotated as dehydrogenase/reductase SDR family member 4-like. NCBI's taxonomy places the organism in Eukaryota, Metazoa, Arthropoda, Insecta, Hymenoptera, Formicidae. Bases 53 to 877 code for a protein of 274 amino acids. The transcript has 5 exons. Gene Ontology annotation, molecular function: carbonyl reductase (NADPH) activity. The record is from RefSeq and is a predicted model, not a curated record.